AAGCAGCAACUCCCGCAGCCUCCGAGGCGGGAAGGUCAUCGCCGCGCGCCGCAGCCCUCGCCCACUGCUCGCGGGCUCCCAGUCAUGGCAGCACAGGUUCCGAAGCUCGCCCUCAACAACGGGAAGAACAUUCCCAUCCUGGGCCUCGGCACUUGGAAGUCGAAGCCCGGCGAAGUCACCGAGGCUGUGAAAGAGGCCAUUGCGUGUGGGUAUCGCCACAUCGACUGCGCCCUCGCCUACAGCAAUGAGGCCGAGGUCGGGGCGGCGAUCAAGGCCAAGAUCGAGGACGGGACAGUCAAGCGCGAAGACCUGUUCAUCACGAGCAAGUUAUGGAACACCUUCCACAGUCGCGCCCUCGUCACCGCCUCCCUGAAGCAGUCGCUCGGGAACCUGGGACUCGACUACCUGGAUCUGUACCUCAUCCACUGGCCGAUGGGCUACCAGGAGAACGCGGCCCUCUUCCCUAAGGACGAGAAUGGCAAGUUCAUCUACGCCGACGUCGACUACCUGGACACCUGGAGCGGCAUGGAGGACGCGGUCGACCAGGGCCUUUCCAAGAGCAUCGGGAUUUCCAACUUCAAUUCCGAGCAAAUUCAGCGCAUCCUGAGCAACUGCCGCAUCAAGCCCGCGAACCAUCAGAUCGAGUGCCACCCUUACCUAAACCAAAGGAAACUCAUUGACUUCUGCCACAAGAACGGCAUCACGGUAACUGCCUACAGCCCUCUGGGAUCGCCAGACAGACCCUGGGCCAAACCCGGCGAAACCCAACUCAAUGGACGGACCCGAGGAUCAUCAGACAUCGCAGAAAAAUACAAGAAGUCUCCUGACCUAACUGUCCUAUUCCCAUUCCAGAUCCAGCGCCAAGUGAUCGUUAUUCCCAAGUCUGUCACCAAAGCACGCAUUGAGGCGAACUUCCAGGUGUUCGACUUCACGCUGUCCGACGAAGACAUAAAGGUUAUUGACAGCUUCGAUUGCAACGGCCGUCUUCUGCAUCUUGAUUGGGUAAAAGACCACAAGUACUGGCCCUUCAACAUUGAAUUCUAAAUAUUUUGGAAAAAAAUAAAAAAGGAAAAAGAAAAAAUAAUUUACUGACAGAAACUCGAGAGCAAUCUUGAGCAUUGAAAAUAUGGAAAAUAUUAAAAGUCAAUGACCAA
Penaeus indicus is the source of this 1154-nucleotide messenger RNA. RefSeq names its product aldo-keto reductase family 1 member B1-like. Gene Ontology annotation, molecular function: aldose reductase (NADPH) activity. The coding region runs from base 85 to 1044 and encodes 319 amino acids. The transcript is spliced from 9 exons. The record is from RefSeq and is a predicted model, not a curated record. NCBI's taxonomy places the organism in Eukaryota, Metazoa, Arthropoda, Malacostraca, Decapoda, Penaeidae. Gene Ontology annotation, cellular component: cytosol.